Molecule: messenger RNA, 2878 nt
Organism: Miniopterus natalensis
Lineage: Eukaryota; Metazoa; Chordata; Mammalia; Chiroptera; Miniopteridae
Source: RefSeq, a predicted model, not a curated record
AGCCCCCGAGCUGUGCCCUCUGUGUUCAGGGCUGGAGCCCGUGUGCUGGCCGGCCCUGCCCUCCCGAGGCUGCAGCGACCUCACCCCUUCCCAGGAACACCGCACACGUCUCGGUUUCUCCAUUUGGGCGGAAUGACCUCUGAGGCCCUCCUUCUUGGGGUCUGAGCUGCUUCCACCCUUGUAUGUUUAUCUCCUAGAAACUACGACUCUCUCAGGAAGGAGAACAUUUAUGAGAACAACAAGCUGGCCUUCCGCGUGGCAGAGGAGCAGCUGGGCAUCCCAGCCCUGCUGGACGCCGAGGACAUGGUGGCCCUGAAGGUGCCAGACCGGCUGAGCAUCCUGACCUACGUGUCGCAGUACUACAACUACUUCCACGGACGCUCCCCCAUUGGGGGCAUGGCCAGCAUCAAGAGGCCCCCGUCAGACUCUGAAGAAGAACCAUCUGGAAAGAAGGCCUCACCCCAGCUGGCCGGGCCCUUGUCCCACCCAGCCCGGGGGCAGCCGCUGUCUCCGGUCAGCACAAACACCACUGUCCAGCGGAAGGACAAGGGUACAGAGGGCCCCCCGCCGAAGGCUGGCCAGGGUGCGGCGGGCGGCUCUGUCAGCAGCGCCUGCGGGGUCUGCGGCCAGCACGUGCACCUGGUGCAGCGAUACCUGGCCGACGGGAAGCUGUACCAUCGGAGCUGCUUCAGGUGUAAGCAGUGCUCCAAAACCCUGCGCCCCGGCGCCUACCGUUCUACGGCAGAGCGAGGCGUCUUCAUCUGUUCCAGCCACCACCCCACAGCCGCCUCUACAAGCCCCACAUUGCCGGGCCUAGCCCUCAGACAGCCAGGGGCCAUCCCCACGGACUCCAAGUCCCCCAGUGCCCACCAGACAGCCCAGGAGGCGCGUGGGUGGAGAGAUGCAGGGCCAGAGGCCAGGCCUGCAGCCCGGGAGCUCGUGGGCAACUCAACAGCCAAAGGCUUCGUUCCUUCUGCGGCUUACCCCCCGGUGACCACUUCCUCCCAUGUCCCCUUGGGGAGCCUGUCUGGGCCCAAGCUCUCAGCGGGCCCUGUGGGUGGCAAGGCCAGUAAGCGUGUGACCAACAGCUCCCCGACAGGGUGGUCAUCGCCAGCACAGGACACGGCAACAGUCAGUCCCCGUCCUUCUGUGACCCUGAGCGCCCUGGACCCUCACCCGGCCACACAACAAGGCUGGGCAACCCCCCAAGUGUCAGCCCCCCAGACUAAGCUCAGUUCAAGCCCAGUGUCCCCAGGCCCAGCAGAUGCCCCGGCCUGGACCCCGUCAGCCUCCAGGACACAGCAGGCCCGGGAGAGGUUCCUGCAGGCGCCUGGAGCCGCCCCCAGCACCGGGCCAGCCAGCAGGGCCCCAGCUGCAGCAGAUGCUCCCUCCAAGGUCGACCUAAAAGAGAAGGCGCUGAGCCACCUCCAGAAGGCGCUUCCGGGGUUCGGCGGGGCUGGUGCUCAGGCGCUUGGCAGGCCUUCCACAGCCACCUCCCCUGCUUCAAAUUGCCUUCCCAGAACUGAAGGGCCACGGGCAGGUCCGUCUGCCAAGCUGUCACAGUCGGCGUCUCCCCAGACCCUUAGCCCCCCUGCAAGGACUGAGCCACCAGCCCCCCUAAGUGUGGGCACCACUGCGAGGGCAUCCACGUCGCCCCAGGCAGGCGGGAAGAGCUCAGCUGUAUCCUUAGGGGUCAGCAGGGCAGGUGCUGGCUCUAGGCUGAAGCCAGAGGCCCAGCUGGGAAAGGGCCCGAGUGCCAGCGCCCAGAAAGAUGAGGAGGAUGGGCCGGCAGGAUGGAGGGGCCGCCUGAAGCCCGUGGAGAAGAAAAACCCAGCUGAGAGGGCCCCAGAGCUGACAGAGCCGAGGGUCCUGGGGGAGCCGAGGGCAGGGAAUGCUCCCCAGAAGGUCCCUGGGAGCUCUGAGGGGGGCGUCUGCAUCACCCUGACCCCUGUGCGGCCUGACAAGACAGUGGGCCUGGCUGGCCCCCAGCCCAACCUCUCAGCUGCAUCUCCUUCCCUGGACCCCUCCCCGUCCCACCGCAGGAAGCUGGUCAUCCCUGCCAGCUUGGACAUUUCUGGCAACUGGCUUCAGCCCAAACCCUUGCAGCAGGGAGUCCAGGCCCAGAGCUGGAAGGUGGAGGAGAAGCCUUCCACUCAGGACAAACCAGGGAGACCCUUGGGCCCGGCCGAUGUCCCUGCUUCACCUCGCAAGGCAGUGACCUCCCCUGUGAGGCUGCACCCGGACUAUAUGCCGGAGGAGGAGAUUCAGAGGCAGGUGCAGCAAAUUGAGAGGCAGCUGGAUGCCCUGGAGCACAGGGGCGUGGACCUGGAGAAGCGCCUGAGGGCAGCCGAGGGGGACGCCUUGGAGGACGUGCUCAUGGUGGACUGGUUCCGGCUCAUCCACGAGAAGCAGCUGCUGCUUCGGCUGGAGUCAGAACUGAUGUACAAGGUCAGGGACCAGCACCUGGAGGAGCAGCAGCUGGACAUCUUGGAGGAGCUGCGCCAGCUGAUGGCCAGGCCGGAGGGUCUGAAGUCACCCCGGGACCGGCAGCGGGAGCAGGAUCUGCUGACUCAGUAUGUGAGCACUGUCAACAACCGCAGCGACAUCGUCCACUUCCUGGAUGAGGACCGGCUCAGAGAGCAAGAGGAGGACCAGAUGCUGGAGACCAUGAUCCAGAAGCUGGACCUCCAGAGGAAGAAAUCCAAGUUCCGCUUGUCCAAGAUCUGGUCCCCGAAGGGCAGGAGCAGGACACCCGAGUGAGCUGCCUGGCUGGCUGCAGGACCCUGGCCUAUGGGCUGGGCAGGGCGGGCACCGUGGGGUGGACCUGGACCACCCUCUGUGGAAUUCAAGUGGCCUCAAUAAAGAAACUGACCAUGUG